CGCAGCUGGCCUGGUACUGUAUACGGAAUACACAAAACCCGUACGCUGUGUUAACUUAUCACUGCACUGCACAACGUCGGUAAUAAUGUUUUGUGCCAGUAUUCUUUUUGACAACUUUGGAUUAGGCUAGAUCUGUCCUUUUUUGGAGAACGAUUGCUGAUCAAACCAAACCGAGGAAGUUGUCCACAACUACCGGUACUCUUCUUACUUAAAUAAUGUGACCCGAACAAUUGGAAUUAAAAUAUGUUCUGCAAGUUUUCAUCGUUCAAUUAUUCGGAUUUGGGAAUUACGGCAUAGCCAUAGCACGCACAGGCAGGACCGGCAGGGCAGCGUAGCACAGACGAAGAAACCGGGCACUGAGCCUCUGAGGCAGAUUCCGUUCGAUCGUCGGUGUCGAUCACUGCACUUGUAUACGAACAGACACCUACAAACGAUUAAUUAAGAUGGAGUGGCUUAUUAUGGGAGGUGGCUUAAAUGCCACGGCAACCAAUCUUGGUUACCAGGAAGAUUCGAGCUAUGUCAUUACAGAGGAGUGCAAGGAUGUUUUGGAUGUCAUGGUGAACAACAUCUUGCAAGAAAGCAAGGUGAAGUGCCAGGCAAGGCGCAGUGUGGCCAAUAGUCGUCUUGUUCAGAUGGACUUAAUCCCGAUUCUUUGCCACUCAACAGAGGAUCCUGAAGUGUUUGAUGCCAUUGUACGAUUAUUGAUGCACCUGUCGAUGCCGUUAGAGGUUGUCAUGCCAAUCGUCAAGAAGCUAACUAAAGAAGAUUACCAGAAGAGGCAUGAACUACAGAAGAUGCUGGUGACUAUCAAGAAAGAAUUCACCCAACCGACGGUCAUAAACUGCCUGGUCAGCCAAAUGGCACUGAUCAUCGAAGAGGCUGGAACUUAUCCCAUUGACAGAACUAAUGCAGAGACACUUAGUAACUGUUUGACACUGAUCAGGAAUGUACUCUAUGUGAAUUACGAGCGCUAUAAGGUCGGAAGUCUGAAGAAUGACACAAUCAUUGGAAACCUUUUCAAAGCUGAUUUCCAGGAUGUUCUGAAAGAGAUGUGUCGCAGGCCUGAAGGGAACAAAUGGCUGUCAUCACUACUUCAAGUACUGCAUCUUAUGUACAAGGAUACAAAUUCACUCAAAUUGGUGUCAUACCUGAAGCGGAAACAUGAGCAUAAUCUUCGAGUUGAGGAGAGUUCUAAGGCGAUGGACUGCCGUCCAGCCUCACCAUCACAAAGCAGCUUCACCCAAGAGAAAGCAAGCAAUGGCAACCAUACCCCAUCACCUUCUAACGUCUGCGCUAAAGCGUCGGGCAGUGAAGCAUCCAGCACUGAAAAGAAACCUGCCGCUGAACAGAUGGAAACGUCUUCUAAGGAGGACACCAAACAAGUUCCAGAUGCCAACACAACCACGAGCCCUUCUUCACCAUUAUCAUCAACGUCCAGUUCUGAGACCAUUCUAGAACCCCUCUCACCGGUCCUUCCCGGACCAGGUCCAUCUUGCCAGUCCAGGGACACCUCAGGUAGUGAGACGAGUAGUCAAACGCUCUCACGUAGUGGGACCCCCACUGUGGAUAGCAGCGAUGACGGUACUCUACAAGAGGGAGAUAGUUCUGGUCAGAGUGGUAGUUCAGGUUCAUCCGGCUCAUCUACAUCAUCCGAUGGCGAUUCAGAAAAAGGAGGAAUCAAUUCUUUAAAGAGGAUGAACAUGAAAAAAUUAGCACAGCUUGGUCUUGAUUACAUCAAGUAUGGGAUGGACAAUAUCCUAAUACAAUGCAAGGAGGACUUGAAGAACAUGGUAACAAACCAUUAUUUCCUGUGGCAGAUGAAUUUCUUCCUUCCAUUCACAACCCAUCCAGAGGUAGCCUAUACAGAUAUCAAACUCACACUUUCAGCUCCAGUUUUCAGCCAACUUUUAUCAUCAACAUUAAUGACAUGGGAGGAGUAUGUCCAGGCAAGCAACCAACGUAACAAUGAUAGCAAGUCAAACUCAGUCUUCAAAAUUUUAAACAUGCAGACCUCGACGAUGCGUCAAAUGCUACAUGCCGUGCAGCAGUUCACAACGAAUCCUCAGAACUCUGAUAUCAUCCAUAUGAAGACAAUCCUGGCUACCAUAGCAUUGACCCAUGCAGUGAGGAAUUUCUACUACCUUCUCAUCCGCAAAUUCCAGCCCACCCAACAGACGCUGUCCUUCCUGCGAGAGAUAAUCAUCGGGAACGAUCUGGUCCUGCGCAUCAUAGACCAGGUCCAGCAUAUUCACAGGCCCAAGUGGGGCACGCUGGACAUGACUAAACAUAUCGGAAAAUUUGCAACCAGACCCAUCAUGCGUGUCUACAACUACAUGCUUUCCAAGUUCUCCCACAACACGCUGGAAGAAAACGAGGUUGUCAUGACAAUGAUGCAUCACAUAGCUGUAGAUAUCGCCCAACCAGAGGUCCUCUACCAGAUCCCCAUCUUGACGUCUUUUGCAUGUCUGUGGGAAGCUGGAGGUGGACAUAUCACAAAGCAAUCCCAUGAUCUGAUAGACUACAUCAUUCAUGAGUUCUGUGUCCUUGGCAGUGCAAAUAAAGAGAAGUGUUUGGAGACAGUCACAAUGCUCGAUAGCAUUCGUCCUUACAAGAGGAAACACAUCACUGAUGCACUUACAAAGAAUAAGGUUUUGAAGUUGGCAACAGAGUCUAAAGGGUUGUAUGUGCCUCGUGAUGAGAGCGACGAUGAAGAGGAAGAAGUAGAUACUACCAAACUCACCAAACCAAUCCAGGAACUCAGUGUAGAAGAAUGUCUGACGGCACUCAAAUUUAAAGGAUUUGAUGAUGAGAUUGUUGAAUUGCAGAGCAUUCUUCUAGAAAUCUGCUACUUCAAAUUGAAUUGCCCCAAGAUUCAUGUAGGAGAGCCACACAUAUGGCACUGCUGUUCUGAUGGGAAGUCCGUUCCGAUCAUCCCAUUUACUGAGAGUUCAGAGGAAGCUCACCGAGACACUCACUUCAAGACCCUACUUCACAGGCUUGGUCUUCACACUGCACAGGACACCUGUAGGCUUCAUCCAUCCAUACCGGCAUUCUGGACCAGUGAUAUGUGCUAUAAGACAGCUAUCAAGCUAGGAGAUAUUCAAGAAGCUAACCUUAAGUUUGAGUUGGACAAGAUCAAGAAGUUACCGGUGGAAUGCAAGGAGAUGUCUGGUAUGACACACGAGGGCGUCAUGGUUAAUCUAGAAGACCUUGAUCUGGGCAAAGACACCAGUGAGAAACCAAUAGCUAACCCGCCAUACUUCCAAGUCCCUCUUCAGAUGUGGUGCAAUGUGAUCAAGAGAGCAAAUAGAGUGGUCUAAUGAUAUCAGAGGAAAGCUUGUCAAGGUCAUGUUACCAGGCUCUUGAUCAUCAUUAGUAUGGGCUUCGCUAUAGCCAAGUCUCUUGGAUAGGCCGUAGAGCCUUAGGGCUCAUAACAGAUGAAUGCCUCGUUGAAAAGCCAGCUAACUCUGAACAUCAGAACCUCAUUAGUAUGUGCUUCGCUAUAGCCUGGUCUAUUGGAUAGGCUGUUGAGUUGUUGGGCUUUUAACAUUGGAAUGAAUGGCUUGUUGAGUGUCCA
This is a messenger RNA of Lytechinus variegatus (green sea urchin), 3577 nucleotides long. Its product is annotated as protein timeless-like. Gene Ontology annotation, biological process: replication fork arrest; DNA repair; DNA replication checkpoint signaling. The transcript has 25 exons. Gene Ontology annotation, molecular function: DNA binding. Gene Ontology annotation, cellular component: replication fork protection complex. Lineage: Eukaryota; Metazoa; Echinodermata; Echinoidea; Temnopleuroida; Toxopneustidae. The coding region runs from base 444 to 3320 and encodes 958 amino acids. The record is from RefSeq and is a predicted model, not a curated record.